Molecule: messenger RNA, 1335 nt
Organism: Caenorhabditis bovis
Lineage: Eukaryota; Metazoa; Nematoda; Chromadorea; Rhabditida; Rhabditidae
Source: the annotation of a GenBank genome assembly
AUGCCAGCUCGGAUCAAAACCGAAUGCGUCAACAGCAAACCGCUCGGCGAGCACAUUCAUUUUCGAAACGGCAAAAUCGCGUUGAAUCGUCUCGCGAAAGCGCCAAUGUCGGAGAAACUCUACGAUUGGAAUGGUGGCGACGAGAAGACGCGCGGUGUUCCCAACACAGCAAUUGUCAACAUCUACGAGAAAUGGGGAUUCGGCGGAUGGGGCACGAUUUUCACUGGCAAUUUGAUUGUUGAUCCUAAGUACACCGGAGAAGCGGGACAAGGAAUUGUGGCAAAAGAGAAUGAUUCGCCUAUAAUGCGAGAAUGGUAUGCAAAAAUGAGCCGAGCGAUGAAGGUCAACUACGCAUUGGCGAUCGCUCAACUCAAUCAUCUAGGAGCUGGAGCACUAUUAUCGUACACCGAUGCCGAUGGCAAUAAGCACGAAUUGGCUGACAAAAUCGAAAAUCCUCUAGAAUUUUCAAAACGUCAAAUUCAAAAAGACAUCAUACAUCGAUUUGUGUACGCUUCGAAACUUUUAAGCAACUGCGGAUUCGAUGGCAUCUGCAUUCAUGCCGCAUUUGGAAUGCUAUUAUGCCAAUUUCUAUCACCAAAUAAUCCAAGAGACGACGAAUAUGGUGGAACGCUUCGCAAUCGCGCGCGAAUCAUCGUCGACAUUUACAACGCAAUUCGCGACGAAAUUCCAGCGCCUAGCGGAUUUCUGAUUGGCCUUAAAUUGAAUUCGGCCGAUUUUCAAAACAAUUUCAGCGACGACGAUGUUGUAGAGCUCUGUUCCAUAUUUGACAAGGUCGGAAUUGAUUUCAUUGAGAUCACCGGCGGCGCAAUGGAAAGCGUCAUCAACGAAGCGCAAGAGAAUCGUCGGGCAACUUCGAUCGCUCGCCAAUCCUAUUUUCUCGAAUUCGUCGAAUUGGUGAAGAAAUCGCUAAAGUACACGCGAGUGUACAUCACUGGCGGAUGGCAAACCACUGAGAAGAUGGUAAGCGCCAUCAACAUGAAUAUCACCGAUGGCAUCGGACUCGCGAGAGCAAGCGCCGCCGAGCCAAGUUUGGCUCGAAAAUUGCUCACCGGAAUUGUGCACUCGACACUCGACAACAAAUUUCCGCCGGAUGAUUUCAUGACAUCAAAACAGGCGGCACACCAUCAAAUCUGGUGCAUGUCGAGGCAUUGCAUCGAGAAUUCCGAUCAAGAUAACGAGAUCACCGAUUUCACCGACGAACGCGAAGCGGAACACUUCAAGAAGCACGCGCAAAAGUACAUGGAGUAUUUGAAACGUCAAGGAAAACCCGAUUCGGUCGCAAAUGUCAUCGACUAUAAAUCAUUCCAAAACUAA